Molecule: messenger RNA, 183 nt
Organism: Daucus carota subsp. sativus
Lineage: Eukaryota; Viridiplantae; Streptophyta; Magnoliopsida; Apiales; Apiaceae
Exons: 1
Coding region: 1-183 (60 amino acids)
Source: RefSeq, a predicted model, not a curated record
AUGGAAGAUGUAGAAUACGGAUGGGGAGUUGGGUCAGUGGUGGCAAUGCUGGUGGUCGUGGUUUGUCUCUUCUUUCUUCCGCUAGUUAUCGGUGCACUCACACCGCCUCCGAUCUAUAUCUUUUUCUUCGUCGCCAUCUUCCUCGCUGCCAAUUACAUUUUCAUGUCUAAUGCAUCAUCAUGA